CUCACGUAUGUUCCUGAAAAUAUUCCAAUCAAUACUACUACAUUGGAUUUAUCAUUUAACCAAAUAACCACUAUCAGAAACAAAGAUUUCCAACAUUUAGACAAUCUGGUAUGUUUAAUUCUCAGCUUUAAUCCCAUUUCUCAUAUAGAAGAGGAAGCUUUUUUAGGAUUGGAAAAGUUACAGAUGUUAGAAUUAAACAACCAUUCUUUGGAUUAUCAAGUGUUUGAUCCCGAUAAACUUGAACAAUUAGAUUUAUCCAGAAAUAAUUUGAUCAAGCUUCCAAAAGAUAUAUUUAAAUCUGUGAAUCAACUGAAAAUUAUAAAUCUGGCAUUUAAUAAACUUUUUUCA
Molecule: messenger RNA, 348 nt
Organism: Lottia gigantea (owl limpet)
Lineage: Eukaryota; Metazoa; Mollusca; Gastropoda; Lottiidae
Exons: 2
Cellular component (GO): extracellular matrix
Molecular function (GO): protein binding
Source: RefSeq, a predicted model, not a curated record